CCACCCCCUCACCUAGCCAAUGCAGUCGCUUUCCACUAGUCCCGCCUCCGCCCCUCCUUUUCCUCCUCCCCGAUGUCAGGGUGACGAGGGGGCGGAGCUAACUGAUAUAAUGGCUCCUCCCCCCCGCUCUUCGGCCCCCCCUUCCGCGCAGAAGCGGUUCGCGGCAACGUCAGAGGAGGUGGAUGCCUCCGUCCGGCCCGGCGACCUCCCACUCGCCGCCGCUUGCGCAAUAACGCGGCGUCGUUGUCUUCUCUGCCGUGAGGCGGCAGUGGCUGUAAGGAGGGAGAGAAGGAAAGGGAGGAGGAGGAGGAGAGAGGAGGGGAAAGAAGAGUUGGCGGCGGCGGCGGCCCGAGCCGGGGGAUGGAGCAGCCGCCGCCAGCUCCACCACAGGAGUCGCUGGGGCGUCGUCGUCUCCCCCGACUCCCAGAGCCGACCCUCUGUAAAACAGACAGCUGUGACUGAAGUGGCUGCUGCUUUUUCUGACUGUUCCUGGUCACAUAACAGAAUGCUGUUUGAUAGAGGAGCCCUGCCAGUGAGACAUAUGUAAGGAGAACUGGGUGGAGAUAAGCAUGAGAUCAACGUGGCACAGCUGCAUGUGUAUUCACUCUUGAAACAAUUGCACACUUUAUUGGCUGACAAUCUUGGCAUUUUUAGCAAAAGCAAAAUUUUAAAGAUACGGGACAUCUGUGUUUGAUUUGACAAAUAAGCUUUUUGGGUGUCAUCUGAUGGAGCCUUCUGGUGGUGAACAACUUUAUGAUGAUCCUGACCUUGGAGGCAAAUCUCAAGAUCCAGAGACCAAAAGGCAGCCUGAAUCAGAGCAGAAGCUGUCAAAAAUUACCCACAAUGCCCUGGAGAACAUUAAUGUGAUUGGUCAAGGCCUGAAACAUCUCUUCCAACAUCAACGUAGGAGGUCAUCAGUAUCUCCCCAUGAUAUUCAACAAGUUCAGGUUGACAUGGAGCCUGAAAUGGAAAUGGAAAACCAAAGCACCUGUGGUGAAAUUGACGGUGUCUCUACCCAUCCUACAGCUCUGAACAGAGUGCUCCAACAAAUCAGAGUGCCACCUAAAAUGAAGAGAGGAACAAGUCUCCAUAGCAGGCGGGGCAAGUCAGACCCUCCAAAGGGAAGCCCCCAAAUCAACAGGAAGUCUAUCCAGGAUAUUUAUUCAGGACGUCCCAGAUCUUCAUCAACUACAGAUGCCCCUACAAAUUUGUCAGUGCUGGAGAUGGCCUCUCCUGUCUGCCUAGUUGGUGAAGAGAUUGCAUCAGCAGAGCGGAAAUUUGAAACUCUUAAAACAAGAGUCAUGGAAGAAGAAUUAUAUAGCCGAGGAUCUGAGGGUGAAAGCCAACAUGGAAUUCUCACCACCCUCUUCUGA
Pogona vitticeps (central bearded dragon) is the source of this 1373-nucleotide messenger RNA. The record is from RefSeq and is a predicted model, not a curated record. NCBI's taxonomy places the organism in Eukaryota, Metazoa, Chordata, Lepidosauria, Squamata, Agamidae.